GCUUGCACAUAACACACACCAACAAAUUAAAUAUUCCUAUUAAAUCAAACAUUUUCACAUUUACCUUUGCUCUCAAAACUCAAAUUAAGCACAAAUUAAACAAAUCAGAAUGCACAAGAGCACAUCAGGUUCGUCAUUGGGUCCAGAUGGUUUGGAUCUAACUCAAUCAUUCUUCAAGCCUAUUUUAAACGCUGCUCCACCUUCUCCAACAAAGCACCAUAACAAGAUUUCAGUUAUAGGUGCAGGCAACGUGGGAAUGGCCAUAGCCCAAACCAUCCUAACACAAGACCUCGUCGACGAGCUUGUCCUUGUUGACGCCAUUCAGGACAAGCUCCGAGGCGAGAUGUUAGACCUACAACAUGCGGCGGCCUUCCUCCCACGUACAAAGAUUCAAGCCUCGACUGACUAUGCAGUGACGACAGGGUCUGACCUCUGCAUCGUCACUGCCGGUGCUCGCCAGCUUAAUGGCGAGUCAAGAUUGAAUCUGUUACAACGAAAUGUUACAUUGUUUAAAAAAAUUAUACCACCAUUGGUUCGUUACUCUCCUCAUUGUGUUCUUCUAAUUGUUUCUAAUCCCGUUGAUGUGCUCACUUACAUUGCUUGGAAACUAUCUGGAUUUUCCUCUAACCGUGUCAUCGGUUCAGGAACUAACUUGGAUUCUUCUCGCUUUCGCUUCCUCAUUGCUGAUCAUCUUGAUGUUAAUGCUCAAGAUGUGCAGGCUUACAUAGUGGGGGAACAUGGUGACAGUUCGGUGGCACUAUGGUCAAGCAUCAGUGUUGGAGGUGUUCCAGUGCUAAGCUUUUUGGAAAAGCAACAAAUUGCAUAUGAGAAAGAAAUGCUAGAGAACAUACACAAAGAGGUUAUAAAUGGAGCAUAUGAAGUAAUAAGUCUAAAAGGAUACACUUCUUGGGCAAUAGGUUACUCUGUUGCAAACUUGGCAAGAACAAUUAUGAGAAACCAAAGGAAAAUUCACCCUGUUUCAGUUCUUGCAAAAGGGUUUUAUGGUAUUGAUGGUGGUGAAGUGUUUCUUAGUUUGCCUGCACAACUUGGUAGAGGAGGUGUAUUGGGUGUAACCAAUAUUCAUAUGACACAAGAUGAGAUGAAAAGGCUUAAGGAUUCUGCCAAUACUAUUCUUGAAGUGCAGAAUCAUUUGGGUAUUUGAUCAUUUUUCUUUCUAGAAGGUCAAUUAUAUACAUACCCUUUUUUGUUGUAUAUUGUAAUUCGUCUAUGCUAUUUUUUUGUUGUGUAUUUUCAAAGCUGCUACUAGUUUUUGUAUUUGAAAUUCAUAAAUCAAGCAGUUAUUUUGUUGUUCUCCUAA
Molecule: messenger RNA, 1318 nt
Organism: Cicer arietinum (chickpea)
Lineage: Eukaryota; Viridiplantae; Streptophyta; Magnoliopsida; Fabales; Fabaceae
Product: L-lactate dehydrogenase A-like
Biological process (GO): pyruvate metabolic process; lactate metabolic process
Cellular component (GO): cytoplasm
Molecular function (GO): L-lactate dehydrogenase (NAD+) activity
Source: RefSeq, a predicted model, not a curated record